UAUAGCGACGCAUCUGCGAAUCUGGAGAAAGGAAAUACUACGCUUAGGUGUGUAUUAUUAUGUAUAAGUCGUGGGCUAAAGAGAAGUCCAGACAUUCGUGCUACGCUACUUGUCGUGAUGAAGUUCAUUUUACGUUUAUUUUUACUUAGCAGUGUUGUUUAUUGUCAAAAAGCAACAUUCAUUGAGUUACCAGCUCUGGACGCAGGAUACCAUGUCCACGUUGGAGAACAAUUUAUCUCGGAAAUGGAAUGCAUCAAAAAAUUGGACGGUGUUUUAAAGGCUAGAUGGACGGAGGAUUUGGUUCAAGUCCCAACAGAAUAUCUGGGCAAUCUUCCUACCAUUCCAUGGGAAGAUAAAGAAUCAAUUUACACAAGGUACAACACGUUAGAAGACGAAUGGCUAAUAGAGGGAGGUUCGCCAGAAAAGAAGAUAAGUCAAUGCAUUAAAAAAAUUGUGUCCGACGUGCGCGUUCCUUUGACGAAUCAAGGUGAGCUCGAUUGUGUCGCAAAAUUGAUUUCCACCCAUACCAUAGACGAGACUUAUCAUCAACGGAAUUUUGAAGAUCUAGUGAACACUUCGUCCGCAGAACAACUGCCGUUUCGUAAGUUUAUUAGUUUCCCCGAGAUCGUCGACCUUAUUUUUCAAAACAGACAACCCAGCUCUUGGACUAACUUGGAAAGACUUCUAUAUGCGCAUACAAUGGGUUACGUGCUUACGGACGCAGAUAGAAAUCGUCGAAACUACUUUACGACUCAGAAUUGCGAUUGGGUGAAUCUAAAAGCCCUACGAGAGGCGCCGAGUGAAGUGUCAAAGCUAAACGAGUUUUCGUCACAAGUGCGUCAUGCGGUUAACAAGCAACUGGCCGGAAAGUUGGUAAAAAAUUGGAACUUGAAUGAGAUUUUAUCAACAGACAGAUACGAACUCUGGACGAAAACCCGCCAAAACAUGACGAUGAUGCUUGAGAGGGAAGUCGAAAGGCUUCGCAAUGAAAAACGUGAUCCUCAAUGGUUAUGCGAGUACGCCACGGAACUGGCGACAUACUUCACGGAGAUGCAAUCGAAUAUUUUAUUAACCGAAGAACUGCAACCGAUACGUUUGGAAUCGUCAGACCUUGCCUCAAGAUCCAGAAGAAUCGAGGAGGCUUUGUCAGGGCUGAAUAAUACGCGACAUUCUUUGAUAAGGAAUCGAGUGAAGAAUAUUGCCGACGAACAGGAAAAUGGGACAAGAUGUUUAUCUGCGUUUCUUCGUUUGGUACAAAAUCAUAGAAGAUAUCAGCUUGCUUCAGCAUUUAUAGAUGAAGCGUACGUGUAUCCGGAGAUAUUUUGUAAAAGCGGCAUCAAAAAUCCAGGUCUGAUUCAAUUCACCUUCUGCAAUUGUGUUGGAACUUUUUGUGUUUCGCAUUCCUUGGCUGCCCUCUUUGCAGAAGAAUAUGUUCUUGUAAAAGGAUCAGAUGGCAUCUAUAAAGUUGUUAGGAGCGGAAUUAAAAGUCAACGGAAGGUUACACAUUGCCAUACUUUGGGUAAUUCUAACAGGAAUUAAAAGCUAAAUUUUACGGACUACAAGUUUAAUUCUAUUCUUCGAUACAUGAUCCCGAACUCUUAAAUUGAAAUAUCGACCAAUCAGUUGCAGUUUAUUUUUGAAAUCUCAUCUAGUCAAUUUAAUUAAUAAUG
Diprion similis is the source of this 1670-nucleotide messenger RNA. RefSeq lists its product as uncharacterized. The annotation marks the transcript as partial. The record is from RefSeq and is a predicted model, not a curated record. The transcript has a single exon. Lineage: Eukaryota; Metazoa; Arthropoda; Insecta; Hymenoptera; Diprionidae.